Molecule: messenger RNA, 786 nt
Organism: Epinephelus lanceolatus (giant grouper)
Lineage: Eukaryota; Metazoa; Chordata; Actinopteri; Perciformes; Serranidae
Source: RefSeq, a predicted model, not a curated record
CAGUCCCAAACUAUUCAUGGACCUGGCCAGCAUGAAAUUUGGAGCGUGUGGCACCUACAGGGAGAGCAGAAAAGGAUGCCCCAGAGGGAGGGAAAAUGCUCUCACCAAAAGAUGUGAAAGAGGAUCAGUGAGAUGGAUCAGAGAGGGCCCACUUGUGUUUGUGAAGUGGAUGGACACACGGGAGGUGUCUGUGUGCUCCACCAUCCAUCCUGCAUUUUCAGGUGACACAGUGCGGAGAAGGGUGAAGGACAGAGAUGGACGCUGGGCUGUGCGAGACUUUCCCUGUCCCACACCAAUCGUGGCCUACAACCAGAGUAUGGGUGGGGUUGAUCUGUCAGAUCAGCUCAUACAGUAUUACUCCACCCACAGAAAAACUGGUCACUGGUACAGGACCAUGUUGCUGCACUUCUUGGACAUUGCAACAACAAAUGCCUUCAUCUUGCACCGUGAGAUGAGCAAUGCCAAGCAGGUGCAGCCCAUGACACAUAAAGAUUUCAUGGUGGAGCUGGUGAGUCAGCUUUGUGGCAUGGACAAGGAAGGUGUUCCUCAGAGCAGGAGAGCUGAUCAUGUUCCUGUGCCCAUUGUCACAGCCACAGAUGCAAGCCAAAAAGCCACAAAAGGCAGACAGAGGUGCAAACAUUGCCUCCAGGUGGACAACAGGAGGAGUGACACACCCUGGAAGUGUCAGGCCUGUGAUGUGCCCCUCUGUGUUGUGGUGGACAGGAACUGCUUUUCAGAGUGGCACAAAUAAGUUGUGUGGCAUCUGAUUGUUUUGUAAAUAGUUGU